Molecule: messenger RNA, 1863 nt
Organism: Oncorhynchus tshawytscha (Chinook salmon)
Lineage: Eukaryota; Metazoa; Chordata; Actinopteri; Salmoniformes; Salmonidae
Product: flavin-containing monooxygenase FMO GS-OX4
Exons: 7
Coding region: 190-1518 (442 amino acids)
Molecular function (GO): NADP binding; flavin adenine dinucleotide binding; N,N-dimethylaniline monooxygenase activity
Source: RefSeq, a predicted model, not a curated record
UUUGUCUGAAGAUCAAUGUUCACUUCACUCUGUGCGGAAGUAGACUGUAGGCUGCUGUACCGCUGAAGGAUUGUGAGAUUAAGUGUUUUGACUUUUCCUUCUUGUCCUCUGUUGAAAUGACUUUAAUUCUUCUAUUGUUUUAACCCUGCUCAAUGCACAGCAGUUUUUGGCUUUACACGUCUGUCUGGCAUGUCCUCGGACAGGACCGUGAGGAUGCAGCAGCUGCGAGUUGCGGUGGUGGGCGCGGGAGCUGCAGGUCUGUGUGCCGCACGUCACAUCUUGUCCCGCCCAGACACCUUCGCCCCACCCAUCGUCUACGAGCUCACGGAACACGUGGGCGGCACAUGGUUCUACGAGGAACGCACCGGUAGCUAUGACAACGGGCUGCCCAUUCACAGCAGCAUGUACAGAGACCUCCGGACCAACCUGCCCAAGGAGGUCAUGAUGUUCCCUGACUUCCCCUUUGACCCCCAGCUGCCCUCCUUCCUGCCACACCAGGAAGUGCAGAAGUAUCUGGAGAGAUACUGCCAGAGCCACUGCAUCACACCACAUAUUAGGUUCAGCGCUGUGGUGGAUGAGGUGAGCCCUGUGGUGACAGAGGGUAAAGGACCAAUGACGACGUGGGAGGUGACCUCACGUGACAAGUCUGGAUCACAGAACACUGAAACUUUUGAUUCCGUGUUCAUCUGCAGCGGGCACUACUCUGACCCCCACAUCCCAUCCAUCCCUGGGCUAGAGCGAUUUAAAGGCAAAGUGAUCCACAGUCACUCAUACCGCCACCCAGAGCCCUUCUCAGGUCAGUCAGUGGUAGUGCUGGGCGCUGGGGCCUCAGGACUUGACAUCUCACUAGAACUGGGUCGAUCCAACGCCCAGGUGACUCUGAGCCACGGUAAGCCCACCCUGCCCUUUCCUCUGCCCUAUGGAGUCCACCAGGCCACCCCUGUGGAGGAGAUCCAGGAGGAUGGGUCUCUGCGGUUCCAGGAUGGGUCCAUUACCCAGGCCCAGGUCCUGCUGCUCUGCACAGGCUACAACUUCAGCUACCCUUUCCUGGAGCCAGCCCGAUUGGGCCUGAAGGUUCAGGAGCACCUGGUAACCCCGCUCUACAGGUUCCUGAUGCCCCCAGCAUUCCCCUCACUCUUCAUCAUAGGCAUCUGUAAAAUAAUCUGCCCCUUCCCCCACUUCCACUGCCAGGUCCAGUUUGCCCUGGCAGUGCUGGAGGGCUCCGUGGCCCUGCCAUCGCUGGCUGAGAUGGAAGAGGAGGCCCAGGGAGAGAUGGCGAGGAAGGUGGAGAGGGGGGUGCAGCUCAGACAUAUGCUGAAGAUGGACAAGGAACAGUGGGGUUAUGCCCAGACCUUAGCUCAGACUGGAAGGUUUGCCCCUCUACCCCCAGUCACACAGAGCCUGUAUGAGGAGGUAUGGAGGCAGAGACAGGUUCACCCACAGAACUACCGGCAGGUGAACUAUCGACUCGUUAGUGACACACAGUGGGAGGAACAGGAACUGCAUGCUGUUGAAUGAGGAGGAGAGGAAAGUAGAGGUUAGGAAUAGGAUAGGAGGAGAGGAAAUGACUGAGUAUCCUUGGAUAAAUGGACAGAAUGAUGUAGGCCUUUCACUGAAAUGUUACUUUGACAUAAUUUAUUGUAAUGUAUGCAAUCCUUUAGAUAAUGUUAGUAGCCCAGCCUAUAACAAAUGCACCUCACCAGCUUUUCUUUCACUUAUUGUAAACAGAAAACAUGUCAUAUCUCUGUCAGAUUUCUCAAUAUUGAAUUAUUUGUAGGAUAUUUUAUAUCAAUACACUCCUUAAUGAAAUUUUCUAAAUGUAUUUCCAAUGCCAAAAUUGCCAAGCUCCAAGGAAAUAAAAAA